This is a messenger RNA of Rotaria sordida, 221 nucleotides long. The record is from the annotation of a GenBank genome assembly. Lineage: Eukaryota; Metazoa; Rotifera; Eurotatoria; Philodinida; Philodinidae.
AUGUUGAUUGCACUGAAACCAACUGAACAAACACCACUUAGUGCACUUUAUUGUGCUGCUCUUAUCAAAGAGGCUAACUUUCUACAAGGUGUUGUCAACAUCAUACUAGGUGAUGGGCCUGAAUUUGGUUAUGCAAUUGCUGUUCACGCACAUAUUGAUAAAGUAGCUUGUACUGAGUCAGUUGAAAUAAAACAUUCACUAAUAAAACUAAAAAGAAAUGA